AUGACUGAUUAUGUCUACUACUACCACUACUACUACUACUACUACUACUACUACUACCACUACUACUACUACUACUACUACUACUACUACUACUACUACUACUACUACUACUACUAUUACCAUAUGGCCGCAAUCAUUAAUCGUGGGUCAAUCUGGUUUAGACGUUCACGUUGCUGCUGGUCGGCUAGAGCACUAGGAAGGCAUGCUCCAGGAAAUCGAUUUCUUUUUAAGUUUUCUUCAUGGUCAUUGUCCAUAUGA
Echinostoma caproni is the source of this 258-nucleotide messenger RNA. The record is from the annotation of a GenBank genome assembly. Lineage: Eukaryota; Metazoa; Platyhelminthes; Trematoda; Plagiorchiida; Echinostomatidae.